Arctia plantaginis is the source of this 582-nucleotide messenger RNA. The record is from the annotation of a GenBank genome assembly. NCBI's taxonomy places the organism in Eukaryota, Metazoa, Arthropoda, Insecta, Lepidoptera, Erebidae.
AUGAUGUCAUGUCGUCUCGCUCUGAACUCGCAAUCCUUUCAUUUCUACCUGUUGCGCUGUUACAAAAACCCGGUCCUUAGGGCCGCUACCUUACGUGAACUGAAUGAGAAUUGCGGGAGACUACGGCUCGGCCCAUAUAAAGAUAGGGCAAGGGCUAUUAUACAAGACGACGACGCAAACCAAACCUCGUCAAGAGUCUUCGGACACUUGGCAGUAUUUACCGUGGGGAUGUUGAGCAAAAAAUGCACGCCUAUCACGAAGCUCGAUCGUGACGUGGCUGACAUUCGCUGCGCAUGCGCGGUCCGUGAUCUUGGCAAUGGUGGCUGCGCUGCGGCAACCAGCGCUAUUGCGGUCGCUGUACCCGGUACCCGCCCCGAGCGCCCCGCUCUUACCCCCGCAGCCACCCGCGCAUGCCGCAGCCUUUUGACAACCGGUAUACGUAGUCAACUUUGUCGUCGCAUUGAACCCUCGUCAAGUUGUGAUUAUGAUUAUGCCACACUCGAAACAGCUAAAACACCAUGGUACUCGCCUGUCUAUUUUUUAGUCGAGGGUUAUCCAGUCAAUGGAAUGGUGCAUCCUUAG